Molecule: messenger RNA, 375 nt
Organism: Closterium sp. Naga37s-1
Lineage: Eukaryota; Viridiplantae; Streptophyta; Zygnematophyceae; Desmidiales; Closteriaceae
Source: the annotation of a GenBank genome assembly
AUGGCGGGGAUUCUGCCGCUCCUGCCGUUCGCAGCAGCGAAUUCUGUUGGGUCAUCGUCGACACUAGCAGGAGUCGCCGGGACAGGAUCACCCAGCGGCGUGGCGUGCAGGCAGCAGCUGGUGGAGGAAUUGGACUCGUCGGCUUCUGCUUCUGUUGCACAUGUUACUUUUGAACAGCCUUCAGUGCAGCUGGAGGAGACACGGAGGGGAUUGGGGGAGGCUGAGAGGAGCAGGGCAGCAAAGUUUGUACAAGUGAGAGGGGACCUGCUUGUAGUGCAAGAAGAGCUGGUGACUGUAAGGGGGGAGUUGCUCACAGCAAGGGUUGAGCUGGUGACUAUGAAAGGGGAGUUAGACUCAUUGAAAGGGACUUUUUAA